This is a messenger RNA of Coffea eugenioides, 738 nucleotides long. RefSeq lists its product as uncharacterized. The coding region runs from base 90 to 455 and encodes 121 amino acids. The transcript is spliced from 2 exons. Lineage: Eukaryota; Viridiplantae; Streptophyta; Magnoliopsida; Gentianales; Rubiaceae. The record is from RefSeq and is a predicted model, not a curated record.
CUAAACUCAGCUCUCAAGUUUUCGAUACUCACAAGCAAUUGCAAAAAUCUACUUCAUACUUAUAAGCUAGCUAGUUCCUCAAGGAAAAAAUGUCUACGGUCGCAGCCAGAUCCGCUACAGCUGCUAUUGGUGCUGGACAGAAAAACAUGAUGGGUGGUGGUCUAAAAAACUCUUAUUGUGUUCCUAUGGCGUCAACCGUCAACCCGACAGACCCUAAUGUGAUUGAGACCGCAAAAUUUGCAGUUAAAAAGUACAACGAGCGGAACGAUACCGCUCGGGUUUUCACCAAUGUAGAAUUCGGCUUCUGCUGGCCCCAUGGUGGCACUUUCUACAUGCUUGCCAUUAUAACUCAGGAUGUUAAGGGCACACAUCACGACGUAGCAUACGUUUGUGAUGCAGGGACGGGCAAUGGUCACACUUAUGAAUUCAUGUGGUACAAUAAUAACAAUAAUUGACCACGCACUACUCUUGAUCAGCUGAGGAUCAAUGACAUGAAUUAUAUAUAGUGUUUAUGGUUGGUUUUCAGUUUAUGCAUGGAUGAUGUACUGCUGUCAUGCAUACGUCUCCCUACGGUGCUACUAGUACAUUAAAGGUGCAGUUGUACCAAUAAAAAUGCACCAUUAAAUAAAUAAAAAUCACCGUUUAUGUUUGAGUUUGUAUUCCUGUGUGAUAAAGGUGCACUUAUACCAAUAAAAAUGCACCAUUAAAUAUGAUGGCUUCGUCACUUUCUUUUUGUUC